GCACCGCGGCGGUCAGUAAGCGAGCACUGCUUUCGCUGUUGCAUUGGCGAAGAGCAGUCCGAUAAGCCGGCUGACUGUUGUUUAGCUCUUCAAACAUCAACAUGGACCAAGACAACAAUUCAGAGAACGAGUCUGUCGGCCCACCAGGGGACCAUGCCGAGGAGAACCCUCCUUGUAUACCUCCAGGACUUGCGGAUGGUGAAACACUGGAGAUGCUGUGGCAGCUGCGAAUGCARCGUCGCCAGCCGUCUCCUGUGCUCCCAGAAACGGUGUCGUGUCUUACUGCCCCGGAUGGCAGUAUCCUGUACCUGGUGGGCACAGCUCAUUUCAGUGACAGCAGCAAAAAGGACGUGGCCACGAUGAUUCGCGCUGUGCAGCCAGACGUGGUAUUAGUGGAGCUGUGCCAGUACAGGGUGUCGAUGUUGAGGAUGGAUGAGAAUACGCUGCUGAGGGAGGCCAAAGACAUCAACCUGGAAAAGGUUCAACAAGCCAUUAAACAGAAUGGGUUGAUGUCUGGUUUGAUGCAGAUUCUUCUGCUCAAAGUUUCAGCUCACAUCACAGAGCAGCUGGGGAUGGCACCUGGAGGAGAGUUUAGGGAGGCCUAUAAAGAGGCUGGACGAGUGCCAUUUUGUAAAUUCCACCUUGGGGACAGGCCGAUCCCUGUGACGUUYAAGAGAGCCAUAGCUGCUCUCAGUCUGUGGCAGAAAGCCCGCCUUGCCUGGGGUCUUUGCUUUUUGUCAGAUCCAAUCAGUAAGGAGGAUGUGGAGAAGUGCAAGCAGAAAGAUUUACUGGAGCAGACGAUGUCGGAGAUGAUCGGCGAGUUUCCCGCGCUUCAUCAAACCAUCGUGGCUGAAAGGGACAUCUACCUCACGCACACACUGCGCCAGGCUACCCGUUGUGUGGAAGCCCCCUCUAAUGGCCAGAAAGUGCCUGCUGUGGUGGUGGGGGUUGUUGGAAUGGGCCAUGUUCCUGGCAUUGAACAAAACUGGGAUAAGGAGCUCAACAUUAAUGAAAUCAUGAGUGUGGCACCCCCCUCACGCUUCAGCUGGUUGGUGCGCAUGGCCUUAAAGGGUGUGUUUGUGGGAAUGCUGGGAUAUGCCUGCUACCGUGCCGGAGGAGGUUUAGGCAGAGCUCUGCUGUCUCUACCUGCAGUUCAGUCGUUACUGGAAACACUGAGGCUUCGUUCUUCUUGACCCUGCUGCUUGUCUCUCAGCCAAGACGUGACCUUUAACCUAUCAAAACAAUGCAUUGAUUCACCAGUGGCCUUAACAGCAGGUGAGACAGGAGGAACGGGUUCAGCAGCCCACAUUGAACUGAAAAGGACCUCAUCGGGGUAAAAAGCCUCUCACCUGAUAUCGACGGGGUUAUGCUGCCAAAGAAUAAAUGUUCAGGAUUAGUAAAGGAACUCUUAGUGAUUGGUCUGUUCUGCUAACUCCUAAAGCAAAGUGCCUGAAGUUUCAUCUGUAAGGGCUAAUAUUUAACACUUUCUUCUCAUCUUACAUGUGCAUACGAUUGGGGUUAGGUUAAAAUUAUGAUGUUACAAGUGCUUUUUUUUUUUUUUUAUAAAACACAUUGCUCUGUUUUUUUCUUUAUUUGAUGACUAAAUGUCACCAAUCCACUGAUAUUUUAUGGUUACAUCUACAUUUUAGAUUCAUGGCAAGAACAGCAGUGAAAAAUGUAACUUGUGUUAUGAAUCAUUGUCACUGGAUUUAACUGGCUCCAUUUAUGAGUUAAAAGAUCUUUUAUAAAGAAAAACAAAGAACUUCUGUAAAAAACAAAGAAAAAAAUUUGAUGUUAUUAAUUUCUAAGGUGUUUGUGAAAUCCAAGAACCAAAUGAGACAAAAACUUGUUUUAAAUGAGGUAAUGAACGUUACCAAAAUGCUUUAUUUAUAUAACGCCUGGCUACAAAAUUUAGGUGUAAUUUGGACAUUUAGCCUUUGAUAUCACUGCUGCCUUUAACCUCAUGAAUGCCUCGUCUGCUAAAGCUUACUACCCCCCUCCCACACACACACACAUACACUCUCUCACCUCUCUCUCUCUCUCUCUCUCUCUCUCUCUCUCUCUCUCUCUCUCUCUCACCUCUCUCUCUCCUCUAUCUAAAGUAAAGCUUGUUACUGCAUGUGUUAAAGAGAAGGAUGUCUAAAACUACAGCAAGCCAUAUAGAAAGUUUCAAAGUGUCUGAAAAAGAUAACUGCAUGUGUUCAAGCCUAUAUUAUAAAUUUCCAGGUAAUCUUUAUUUUUAAUUUCUAAAUAAUUUAUGCACGGUACAUUUUGUUAUCUACUGCAGAUACCGUAUGUGGGUGAUAUCACAUUAGAUACUUUUUUUUUUUUUUUACUAUUUGUGACUUGAAUCCAAUUUUUGGUACAAUAUAUAUUUAAUUUCUUUUUUGAAAAUGUUUGAAGCAUGUGCCAGCUAUCUCUAUUCUGAGCGAAGUCAGGUAAUUUGUCUUCCAGAGGAUAAAUGACGUCUCUUGAAAGGAGUUUAAGAUAAAGUUCAGAUGCAAGGUCUGUGCCUUUGUUGCUCUCUGUCUCRGACUAAUGUUCCUGUUUUCUUCCUUCAUAAAGGUCCAGUCUACUGUAUUUGUAGGAAAUGUGUGAAUGACUUUGUUGUAAAAUUUAGUUUGCCACAUUUACAAAUCUUAUUAUUGUAAAUAUAUUCAGCUCUUGAGUUUCUAAUUGUUAUAAAAACAUUUUAAGUAAAGUUAAACUAUAUUUGGCA
Austrofundulus limnaeus is the source of this 2719-nucleotide messenger RNA. It is a transcript of the gene trabd, whose product is annotated as TraB domain containing. The record is from RefSeq and is a predicted model, not a curated record. The coding region runs from base 102 to 1193 and encodes 363 amino acids. Lineage: Eukaryota; Metazoa; Chordata; Actinopteri; Cyprinodontiformes; Rivulidae. The transcript is spliced from 10 exons.